Chelonia mydas (Green sea turtle) is the source of this 1722-nucleotide messenger RNA. It is a transcript of the gene HDDC2, whose product is annotated as HD domain containing 2. The record is from RefSeq and is a predicted model, not a curated record. The coding region runs from base 236 to 838 and encodes 200 amino acids. Gene Ontology annotation, molecular function: 5'-deoxynucleotidase activity. The transcript is spliced from 6 exons. Gene Ontology annotation, cellular component: cytoplasm. Lineage: Eukaryota; Metazoa; Chordata; Testudines; Cheloniidae.
AGGCAGCAAGGUCCCGCCGCAGGGGGCGGCUGGGCCAAGCGCCCUUCAGCGGGAGCGGGAGGGCGGAGAAGGCGCCGGCGGGUGCUUCAGCUAGCCCGGAACAAAGCGGCAGGGGCGGGGCUCGGUCCCCCCGGUGCAGCGCGGGGAGGCGGGUCCCGGCAGCAGCAGCAGCCCCCGGGAGGCGGCCUCAGCGAGCCGCGCUGCUUCUUUCUCGGCCCGCUCCGCCGGCAGCCCCAUGGCCGCGGCCCCGCUGGGCGGCGCCGCCGGGAGCCUGCUGCCGUUCCUGAGGCUGGUGGGGCAGCUCAAGAGAGUACCACGGACAGGCUGGGUGUACAGGAAUGUAGAGAAACCAGAGAGUGUAUCGGAUCAUAUGUACAGGAUGGCAGUCAUGGCUUUGGUAACUGAAGAUAAACAACUUAAUAAAGACAGAUGUGUACGACUAGCUCUGGUUCAUGAUAUGGCUGAAUGCAUUGUUGGAGAUAUAGCACCUGCAGAUAACAUCUCCAAAGAGGAGAAACAUCAGCGAGAGGAGGCAGCUAUGAAACAUUUGACCCAGCUGCUAUCAGAAGAUCUGAGAAAAGAAAUCUAUGAACUUUGGGAAGAAUAUGAACACCAGUCUACAGCAGAAGCCAGAUUUGUAAAAGAGCUGGAUCAGUGUGAGAUGAUACUCCAAGCAUCUGAGUAUGAAGAGUUGGAAAAAAUGCCUGGAAGACUGCAGGACUUUUACGAUUCAACUUCAGGAAAAUUUAAUCACCCAGAAGUAGUCCAACUUGUGUCGUCCAUUAAUAUGGAAAGAAAUGCAAAAAUAGCUGCUACAACAAGUGAGCCACCCUCUUGAGGCAUUUUAAAACUUCUGUAACUAAAAUUUAUUUUACUCCUUCUAGUGUUUUGCUGCUACAGCAUCACUAAGUUUUACAGGAGUUUUUUCUCUUUCCAUUAAUUGCUUGGAAUCUAUGGAAAAAUAUAGAUAAGCAAAAUAGGAUAAAUUUUGCAUUUGAUAUCAUAGCCCUAUUUAUACUGUUUGGCAUCCUGUCUCUUUUUUUUUAAUUUGAUGCAACCUGUUUAGUCAAUUGCUUGACUCAGUUUUGGUUCAUCAUGAAAUACAGUAGAACCUCAAACACCAGAGUUACGGACUGACUGGUCAACCAGACACCAAUGGAGACCAAAAAAAAAAGCAGCAAAUAUGAUACUGUGCCCAUAUUGCAUCUUAGGGGUGGGGACAGGCAGCCCAGAUGUGCCUACCUUUAUGUGUGGGGCACCUACUCCCAGGUAGGAGUUGAAGAUGUUGAGAUGUGCAGGCAAAGCUGUGAGCCGCUGCUGCCAGCCCAAGGCAGCUGGAGCAGAAGCAACAUUGGGGUCUACGCUGAUUUCACCAGCAUCCUUCCCUCCCCACCCCCAGUCGGGAGGGGGACAAGCUGGCCUGGGCAAGAUGCUGCCUCUGGAACCUGGCCUGGAGUGUGAAGUGCUGGAGCCAGAGCUAUGAACAACCUUUAUUCCCAAGGUGUCCGUAACUUGGAGGUUCUACUGUAUCCUCAAGAGACCAAAUAACGAGUGUUAGUCCGAUUUAUGGAAAAAGGUUCCAUAUGAUACCAGUCUCCAAGAAGCCAUCUCGUGGCAUUGUUACAUUUACCUUACACGUGUGCUCCCAAAGUUACACUCCAAAUGCUAUCUUUUUAUACAUUAUUUACAAGUAAAAAGGUCAUUAAAACUAGAUUUAACCAA